This is a messenger RNA of Drosophila ficusphila, 1918 nucleotides long. RefSeq names its product protein male-specific lethal-3 (gene msl-3). Gene Ontology annotation, biological process: chromatin organization; regulation of DNA-templated transcription. Bases 97 to 1614 code for a protein of 505 amino acids. The record is from RefSeq and is a predicted model, not a curated record. Gene Ontology annotation, cellular component: NuA4 histone acetyltransferase complex; nucleus; MSL complex. NCBI's taxonomy places the organism in Eukaryota, Metazoa, Arthropoda, Insecta, Diptera, Drosophilidae. The transcript has 6 exons.
UGGUCACAUUAAAAACUAGCGACGCCAGACGUUGAAUUCAAUAUUUAAUAUUUUUUAGCUUUAAGUGAAUUGUUUACCCUUUAUUUAAACCAAGGGAUGACGGAGUACAAUGACGAGCCGUUGCUUUUUCACAAGGGCGAGAUAGUCCUUUGCUACGAGCCGGAUAAAUCAAAGGCCAGAGUUCUUUACACCAGCAAGGUUAUAAAUGUUUUCGAGCGCCGCAACGAACAUGGCAUGAGAUAUUACGACUACAAGAUCCACUUCCAGGGCUGGCGGCCUUCCUACGAUCGCUCAGUACGUGGCAGUGUCCUGCUGAAAGACACCGAGGAAAACCGGCAGCUGCAGCGCGAGUUGGCUGAGGCGGCACAGUUGCAGAUUAGGGGAGACUACUCGUACAAGGGAACGCCCGACAAGCCGCCGGCCAAGAAAAAACGCGGGCCAAAAGGAGCGCCAGUGGAAGAGCCUUUGGUGGAUCCUCUGGACACGGGAAACCUUACCGCAGAACCGGAAAUGCCGCUCUCUCAUCGCGCAACUGGCCACCGCGCACCUGCGCGGGAUAAUAAGAGGAAGGGGAAGGCCGCCGAGGGAAAAGGCACUCGGGGACGACCCUCAGAGGCUGCUCAGCACAACGAGAUUGUAGAUCCCGAGCGCUUUCUGCACCAGGAGGAACGCGUUAUAAUGCGGGUCAGCGAGAGACUCCGCGAGCUGAUCGAGUACGACCGGAAUAUGAUCAAGAAACUGGGCAACCAGCACGCCUUGCCCGCCCGCGUGCCUAUCGUGACCAUCAUGGAGAAUUUUAUCAAGCAGCGGGCCGUGGAGCUGGCCAUUGGCAUCAAGCAGGACAGUGCGAGGGCCAGAACCACCAAUAGUCGCAAUUUAAAGUUGAAGUGGGAGUACGAUCGCGUGAUGUCAAUCGUCUGCAUGCUCAAGGAGGUGGUGGAUGGCCUGCGCGUCUACUUCGAGUUUCACAUGGAAGACCACUUACUGUACAAAGAGGAGAAGGAGUACAUUCAAAACUACCUUACCGACGAAAACAUGAAGAACUGCAGCCUUAUCCUUAACAAGUCGUAUGAUUUCAUAAAUCCCAGUGGAGACACAGAUCUAGUAUCUUUGGACGGCACGCCCGUGGGCGGCGGAGGUGGCAAGUCCAACGGGCAGAUCGAAGGUGGCAUUCUCGGUAGCACGGAGUACGAAAAACAGCUGCAAAAAUGUCUUCUCUACAUUGUGACAUGCAGUGGAAAGAAUACAGCUCAGGCUUAUGAGCGUUCAUCGCCAUAUACGGCAGCCUACAAACUGCCGUUUGAGAUGCGUGAUUUCCUUCACGAAACAUUCAGCUGGCGGCUGCUAUCAGCCGAAUCCCCACCGGAGAGAUCCAUGAUUUUUGGCGCUCCUCAUCUGGCUAGAUUGAUGAUUAAAAUGCCCAUGUUUUUGAACGCCUCGCCAAUUAGCAAUAGGAAGCUGGAAGAUCUACUCCCCCACCUUGACUCUUUUACCAAUUACUUGGAAAACCACAGGGAGUGGUUCGACAAGGAUAACUAUGUUAAACCCACCGCUGCGCCACAGGAACAUCUGCAAAGGGAGCUCUUGAAUUCCCUGGAUGGCAUAGCUGCUUAGCUUUAGUUGAUCGUAGUUAUCUAGUUUAUUUAUUAUAAAGUUUAAAGCUUAUGUUUUUUAUUUUAAAGAUUUGUAAUUGUCGUUUUGGUUUCUUCAACUACACACUUUGUAAACAACGCGCUUCUAUAAAAAAGUCUCCUAACGUAUAAUCGAAUAAUGCCUACUAACUAUAUGUUAAAUAUGGAAAAUACGAGUUUAACAUUUUUUUUUUUUUUUUUUGCUUAUCCUAAGUUUUAGUUGAGUAGUACAUGCUAGUAUUUUUGUCUCUUUUUUUUUGUGCUCCAAUAAAUUUAAGAGUUUGAAA